CUCAUUUCUUCCGAUUUUAUUAUUUCUUUUUGCCUCUCUGGUUCAAUGAUGAAUCUAGUCAUACCAAACGAUUAAUAAAUCACCAUCAUGCAUGAAGUGCUUAGAUCAUCAUCACUCGUUUUGGACAAUUUGUUCUAUAAACAUUUAGGCCAGAAACAUUGCAUUUGCGUAGAAGUAGUAGUUAAGCAGUUGGAUCGUCAGAUUUCAUUUUGGCAAAAACCAAAAGAAUAUAGUGUUUCUAAUAAUAGCCGGAGAUCUCUCAACAUGGAGGAGUUCAAUGAGGUGAUUUUCGAGUUCAAGAAAAGCAUAAGAAGAGCAAUCUUAAACAGGCCCGGGCAGCUAAAUUCCCUUACUUUCGAAAUGAUUUCUCAGAUGUUGAAACAACUUGGAGUUUUUGAAGAAGAUCCGACUGUCAAACUUGUGAUAUUAAAGGGAAAAGGAAGAGCAUUUUGUGCAGGGGGUGAUGUUAAAGGUGUAAUAAAUUUUGUGACAAAUGGUCAUUGGAGCUUUGGUGCUAGUUUCUUCCGGCGGCAACUUACACUAGACUAUAAAAUUGCCACCUUCAAAAAACCAGUGGUGUCAAUUUUAAAUGGAUUCGUCAUGGGAGGAGGAGCUGGUCUUUCGAUGCUUUCUACCUUUCGGAUUGUUACUGAAAAAACUAUAUUUGCCAUGCCAGAAGCAUCAAUUGGAGUUUUUCCAGAUUGUGGUGCUUCGUAUUUCUUUUCUAGGAUUCCAGGCUAUUUCGGAGAAUACUUAGGUUUGACAGGAACUCGAUUAACUGGGAUUGAAAUGCUUCAUUGUGGCCUUGCAACUCAUUUUGUCCUUUCCAAGGAUCUUACUUCACUUGAAGAUUCUUUAGAUUCGUUGGGAGCAUCUGAAUCAAUGGUAAUUGAUGAAAGAACAAUUUUAAGAACCAUCAACUAAUUUGUUCAUCAAUUUCAUCUCCCAAAAAGUAGCGUCUACCAAAGGUAAUUCUCACCGAAAUUACUUAUACUCUCUCCGUCCCAUAAUUAUUGUCCAGUUUGAGUUUUCAUUUUUAGUUCAAAUUGUAGUAAAAGUGAAAUCUCAAACUGGUCAAUAGUUUUGGGACAGAGGGAGUAAUAUUCAGAGGACGGAAAAGAAAUGGUGGGCUUUUAAUGUGUAUCCUAAGACUAAUUAAUUAUGUGGUGGCAUACCGAUUCUAAAUUACAAGGAACUUGUUAGAUACUAAAUAGUAUUCCUCCAUCUCAUAAUAAUCAUUCUAUUUUUUUUUUCCUUAUAGAAUUAAUGAUUGAUCGGUGACUAGGUUGGAGGUUAUUAACCAAUGUUUUUCCAAGGAUACCGUUGAAGAAAUUUUGGCAUCAUUGGUAAGAUCAUCAGUAAUUGCUAAUUAGAGUUCUUUGUUCCACAUCGGAUUUGCUAACC
This is a messenger RNA of Oldenlandia corymbosa var. corymbosa, 1404 nucleotides long. Lineage: Eukaryota; Viridiplantae; Streptophyta; Magnoliopsida; Gentianales; Rubiaceae. The record is from the annotation of a GenBank genome assembly.